This is a messenger RNA of Fomitiporia mediterranea MF3/22, 1424 nucleotides long. RefSeq lists its product as uncharacterized. Gene Ontology annotation, molecular function: GPI mannosyltransferase activity; alpha-1,6-mannosyltransferase activity. The record is from RefSeq and is a predicted model, not a curated record. The transcript is spliced from 2 exons. Gene Ontology annotation, cellular component: endoplasmic reticulum membrane; mannosyltransferase complex. Bases 145 to 1326 code for a protein of 393 amino acids. NCBI's taxonomy places the organism in Eukaryota, Fungi, Basidiomycota, Agaricomycetes, Hymenochaetales, Hymenochaetaceae. Gene Ontology annotation, biological process: GPI anchor biosynthetic process.
CUCUCAAUCACCGUUCUGUUAUUCAUCUGCUCUCGACUACCAUCAUUCGACUCGUCCGCGUCACUUGUUCUUGAACCUAACUGGUUCACAUCUUUCCUGCGCUGGGACGUCUUCCACUAUGCACACAUUGCGCGGAAUGGAUAUAUGUACGAAUACGAAUUCGCAUUCUUUCCUGGGGUCCCAUUUAUUUUAUGCUUUCUCGAAAAGCUUUUGGGACUUGCAAAGAUUCCCAUGGCAUAUAGACUAGGAGGGGCUUUACUUGGCGGAGCACUCGUGUCGACCGGGACAGCCGUGUUUGCGGUCCAUACCCUUUAUGACCUCACGAUGCAUCAUUUUCAGAGUCCGCACAUAGCGUUGCUGGUAUCUCUUCUUUCACUCCUUUCAUCGAGUCCGGCGACCCUUCGAUAUGCGAGUUAUGCAGAGCCUUUCUUUACCUUCCUUUCAUACAAAGGAAUGUAUUAUUGUUCAAAGGGACAAUUUAGCCUUGCGUCACUCUCCUUUAUGCUCGCAGGUUUCUUUAGAUCGAACGGGACGAUUCUCGUAGGCUAUAUCGUCUGGGGUGUAUUAAUUGAGCCCAUCCUCCACAGCUCUACUCUACGUCGUGAUACCUUCUCGGGGACGACUGGCUAUAGGAUCUUGCGGUGUUUAGUUCUUUCUAUACCGCCUUUAGUUCCUUUCCUCUGGCAUCAGUAUAACGGUUAUACCUUAUUCUGUAAUGUGCCGUCUGGCGAACGACGACCAUGGUGCACCAAAAAACUCCCACUGAUUUAUUCGUUCGUACAAUCCGAGUAUUGGAAUGUUGGAUUCUUGCGUUAUUGGUCGCUUCAACAGGCGCCGAAUAUUUUGCUUGCAAUGCCUGUACUUGCUUUACUGUUCUAUGGAUCCGUUUCAUACAUCCGAGCUGCACUUUUGCCAAGAAUUUGUAACUUCGUGGAAUGUUUUCGCCGAUCGCCAACGUCCUUGCGCUCUGGACCGAUCCAUGACAAGGCGUCGGAACAAAUCGCCUGUCAACGUGAACGAGAUCCAUUCCUCGGAUUGUCCCUUGCACCUCAUGCAAUUCACGCUCUGUUCCUCAGCAUCGUUCUCCUCACCGCGGCCCAUACGCAGAUCGCACUUCGCCUUGCUAGUGCUCUGCCUUUCACGUAUUGGACAGCUGCGCGCCUGUUCCUUUGUAAGACGAGCGUUGGUUCUUCGUCACAACAGGGGAUCGACGACCAUGUCGCUAGUUGGAAACCGUACCGGGUCGCUCGUUGGUGGGUCUGUUGGAGCAUGGUUAUGGGGGCAGUUUCGUUGGUGACAUGGGGCGUCUUUCUUCCCCCUGCAUGACUCUCCGGUUGUAGUUCGCCUUCGUCUAUCUUUGGGGAGAUGUGAAGCUGGUGUCGGGAGGCGGUACACAGAACGUCAGCAUGCCGAAAUUUCAGCUG